AUGAACGUGACGCCGUUGCCGAAGGUGCGAUGCGGCCCUUUGAUCCCGAGGAGGCACCCGCGGGCGGUGAUCGGCAGCCCGAAGGGCGCGAUAGGCUACCGAUUGCGAGAGCGCGCUGACUGCGUUAUCCUGCCGUACCGGGACAGGUCCGCGAUCGAGCAGCACGAGGCGGAGAGGAGGAGGGAGCACGAGCACCUGAUCAAGACCAUGGACUUCGAGGAGCAGACGGACAGAAGGAUCAACAAAAAGAAAGUCUGGAGCCACGUUCGGCAAGGACUAGCAGCCCACGAGGAUACAGUGAACGAGCGAAGGCAGAAGCUUCGCGAGGUUCUGCUGCGCGAGCAGAUGAGCCUGACCCGCGAGGUGGUCGAUCAGGCCCAGCACGGCGAUGACGCGAGGAUGGACGAAAUGCGGGAGCGGACGGAGCAGCUGAGGAAGCAGCAGGAGGAGCAGCGUCUGGCGCUGGUGGCUGCGAAAAGGAUGCAACAGUACCUGGCCCGGUGUCCCGAGAUCCGGGAGCAGAUGGCUAAGAAGUACACGGUCGAGGUGAAAGAGAGUAACCUGAUUCAAAUGGCGGAGAACGAGGCUAAAAGGCGAGAGAACGAGGAGAUAGAGAAAUUGUGGCACAACCUGAUGCUGAGAGACGUGGAAGCGAAGAAGGAGAGGGAGGUAGAGGAAGCUAAGACUCGUUGUCUCGGUGGCCGAGAAGUAGUCAUGACUCUAGAGAAGCAGAUAGCGGGCAAACUGGCCCUGGAGGAACAGAAGAAGCAAAUUCAGGAAGAGGACAGGGAGUACGUGGCCUGUCUGAAGGAGGAGAUGCGCAAGGAGGAACUGGAGAGGCUGGAGAACGAGCGUAGGAAAAGGGAUGCGUUGAAGAAGGAACUCCAGGAGCAAGUGUUAGGCGCGAAGAGACGACUAGCCGAAAAGGCUCGCAGAGAGGCUGAAAUGGACCGUUUGAGGGACACCUUGGCAGCAGCAGAGCUGGCUAAGGAGAAGAGCAAGAUUAAGGAGUCCAGCGUUGCCCUGCGCAGGGAGCUAUUAGCCUAUUUGCAGUACCUGGAAGACGUCAGGAAGGAAGAAGCCAUGAGGAACGUCGCCGUGGAUCGCAUCAUCGAGGAAUCAGCGAAAGAAGCUAAUGCCAGGCGAGACCUCGCGGUGAAGCAGUUCAAGGAAGCUAGGAAGAGAGUUCUGCAGGAUGUUCUUCGGGGUCGCGACGAACAAAUGGAACUGCAGCGUCAGAGGGAAAGAGACGAAGAAGAGAAACGCAGGUUGGAGAGGGAGGAGAUGGAAAAGGCUAUCGAGACAGAGGCAAAGUUGACUAUUUACGCCAGACAAGAGGAUAAGGAUCGGAAACUACGAUACAAACGGGAUCUCGAGGAGCAAAGGAAGUGCGCGGACGACUGCCGUCGCCGGGAAGCCGAGGGAACGGAGAAAUGGUACCGGGAAGAGGCGAAACGGCGGGAAGAGGACCUGAAGCUUACCGACGAGCUGCUGACGGCUUCCGAGGAUAUCACGCCGCAUCCUUUCAAGGUAUUGCUGAAGCAAUGCGCUGCGAGAUACGCCGCGGAGAAAGAGGGUCAGUGUUACUGUCCUCCUCCUUUAUCCGCGGAGUGA
Molecule: messenger RNA, 1614 nt
Organism: Nomia melanderi (Alkali bee)
Lineage: Eukaryota; Metazoa; Arthropoda; Insecta; Hymenoptera; Halictidae
Source: RefSeq, a predicted model, not a curated record